CAAGGACGGAUGCCGCUGACCGGGUCCAACUUCGCCAGAUAGAAGCAUCCAACCAGGCUAUUGCUCACUUCGUCCAUCAACAGAAGACGAGAGCGGGGGCGAGAGGCGACCAUCAAUCCGUGCACGGGAGAAGGAGGCCGUAGAGGUUGCUGCGCCCGUCUCUGCAUCGCCAUCCACCAUGGCGCCAGUCUGUACGGCCUCGCAGAUCAACCUCUUGAUCUAUCACUACCUCAAGGAGUCAGGCUUCCACCACAGCUGCUUCUCGCUCAGACACGAGAGCCGGCUCGAUGAGGAGCCGCUGAGCAAAGAGGCCGUCAUCGAGCCCGGCCAGCUCGUCAAGGUGCUCCAAAAGGGCCUCCUGUAUCUCGCCGUCGAAGCCCAUGUCAAUCCGGACGGAAGCGAGAAGCCAUGUUCGGCCGCCUUUUCCCUCGUGGGACCCGCACACGUCUGCGACGGCCAGCCGAGACCAACGCCGUCCAAGGAGACGACGCCGGUGCCAAGGAAGCUCACGCCAUCGCCACCACCGGCCGAAGUGAGCACGCGCAAGGAGAUGUCGGUGCAGACGCAGGCCGAUCGAGUCGGAGGCGGAGGCGAGUCGUCGAGAAAGAGUACGUCGCGGGCCUCGUCGAUGGGUGCGCCUUCGCCAGGCACCUUGGCCAAGGUCAAUGGGCUCCAUCCAGGCACAGCAGAGGCAGGGACAGGGACAGGGACAGGCUCCACAGCGGCAGAGGAGGCUGUCGCAUCGACGUCGACGUCGUCGCAGCUUGCAUCGUCAAAGACGAAGCUCGAUGCAGAUAGCCCGAGAGAGACGACGCCCGGACCAUCGUCUUCGAAGAGAAAGACUGCCAAGUCAGGCGGCGGAGCCAGUCGUAACGAGAAGAGAGCGAGGAGGGAUACGACCGAGGAAGCGUCUGGUUCAGCAAGGGGAAUCAACGGCCGGGGAUCCGUGCCCAAUGCCGCCUCAGGGGAAGAGGAGGACAAUGCAGCUGCCGAGGGCGACGAGGAAGAGGAUGACGCGCCGACACCACGAAGCGGCAGCAACGGCCACGGCAAUGGGGGCCGAAACGGCAAGGGUCCUGGCGGAGGCAAAGGCAAGACGGCGGCUGCUGCCCAAGCCUCAGCUGUCGACGAAGUCCGGGGACCAGCUGGCAAGAAAAAGAAGAAGAAGAAGAACGCCAGCGACGAGUCGUCUGCAGCAAAUGCAUCGCCGUCCGCAGCGUUAAAAGAGUCAAAGGCAGCCAAGGCAGCCGAGGCGAAUCGGAUACCGACGCUGAGCGCAGUAGCAAAGAGCAAGGAGGUGGCCGACACCGACGUGUUCCGCUUCCGUGGACAUUCUGCCGAGGUCUUCUUGUCGGCCUGGAACCCGACGGUGCCCGGCCUGCUGGCCACGGGCGCCGGCGACGCAACAGUGCGCAUCUGGGACCUUGGCUCAGCCAUAAUCGCAGAGGCCGACGGCGUCGAAAGUGCCGUCGAUGCAGCGCCACCGCCGGCAGUGUGCAAGCACCUGCCAGCGACGCACUCCAAGGACGUCAGUGCGCUCAGCUGGAACCCCGACGGGACGCUGCUGGCGAGCGGGUCCUACGACGGCAUCCUCCGGCUCUGGACCCCGCAGGGCGACCUGCACCUUGUCAUGUCGAUGCAUCAGGGCCCCAUCUUUGGCGUUCGAUGGAACCGCAAGGGCAACCUCAUCCUCACUGGCUCUGCCGACGGCACGGCCAUCGUGUGGGACCUGGGGAGCGGCAAAGUGCGGCAGCAGUACAGCCUGCACUCUGACUCGGUCCUCGACAUUGACUGGAUGACAGGCUCGAUGAGCGACAGCCAGCCAGGCAUGGGCGACGAUGCGACGUUUGCCACGUGCAGCGCCGACAACAGCGUCAACAUUCUCCGCAUCGGCGAGACCAAGCCGGUCAAGACACUGCGGGGCCACGACGACGAGGUCAAUGCGAUCCGCUUCGACCCCACCGGCAGCCUCCUGGCCUCGGUCUCGGACGACAUGACGGCGCGCAUCUGGAGCAUGGACGCCAUCCUCGCCUCGUCGUCGGCCAGCGGCGUUGCCUCGUCGCUCAGCGACGUCAAGGUCAGCAAGCGUGAGCGCUCAACGCCCAGGCCCUCGGCGCGGGGCGGCAGUGCAGACAUGGACGUCGAUGAGGAGUCGACGACACAGGCAACCGAUGCGACGGCGGCCGCUGCGUCUUCUUCAACCUCUCAUAUUCAAGCAGAGUCUCAAGAUGCGGUCAACGGGUCUUCCUCCUCCUCAUCAUUGGCAGCAUCGGCAGCGGGGUCGAACCGCAGCGAGCUGUGCAGGCAUGUCCUCAAGGGCCACACCAAGGAAAUCUACGCCGUGGCCUGGGCACCCAAGAGGUCCGAUGGCGGCCCACGUCUCCUGGCGACGGCCUCCUUUGACGCAACGGCCCGCAUCUGGAAUGCCGACAACGGCAGCUGUCUCCGCGUCGUCGACCAGCACACGGACUCGGUCUACAGCGUGUGCUUCAGCCCCGAUGCACGCUUCCUCGUCACUGGAGGCAUGGACCACCGGCUCUUUGUCACGAGCGUCGCCGACGGCAGCCUCGUCAAGGCCUAUGCCGGCACCGGCGGCAUCUUUGAUGUCACCUGGCACGUUCAGCGCACUUCUGGUCAGGACGACCAGGUCAAGAGCGGUAGCGGCGCCCCGAUGCAGGAAGAAGAGGAGGAGCAGAAGCCGCAGCAAUCCGACCAGGCCCCGAACCAAUCGCAGGAGGAGAAGCGCGGCAGUCUGUCAUCUUCAAACAAGCAACACCUUGCCCUUUCACAGGCCGACCGGACCCUGGUGGUGCUCGACGUAAGCGACUUGGCUUCGUCGUAGCUUCCUCUCUACUCUUUCUCUCUCCCUUCUUCUUCUCAUUUCUAGUCUCUUCUUUCUAUCUCUCUUUUCCUCGCUUCUCUCUUCUUUCCUCUCUCCUCUGCGUGUACAAGUAUGAGUAUCAGUAGCAGUAUCUUGGGUAGUAUCUCUCUUCAUCAUCUCCUUCGCCUCGCCCACCCUCGAUUUCUUUCCUCGUUGUAUUCUUCC
Acaromyces ingoldii is the source of this 3046-nucleotide messenger RNA. RefSeq names its product WD40 repeat-like protein. NCBI's taxonomy places the organism in Eukaryota, Fungi, Basidiomycota, Exobasidiomycetes, Exobasidiales, Cryptobasidiaceae. Gene Ontology annotation, biological process: regulation of transcription by RNA polymerase II. The transcript has 3 exons. Bases 179 to 2842 code for a protein of 887 amino acids. Gene Ontology annotation, cellular component: Set3 complex. Gene Ontology annotation, molecular function: transcription corepressor activity; protein binding. The record is from RefSeq and is a predicted model, not a curated record.